This is a messenger RNA of Laccaria bicolor S238N-H82, 1794 nucleotides long. RefSeq lists its product as uncharacterized. The transcript is spliced from 7 exons. The record is from RefSeq and is a predicted model, not a curated record. Gene Ontology annotation, molecular function: G-protein alpha-subunit binding; guanyl-nucleotide exchange factor activity. The coding region runs from base 1 to 1794 and encodes 597 amino acids. NCBI's taxonomy places the organism in Eukaryota, Fungi, Basidiomycota, Agaricomycetes, Agaricales, Hydnangiaceae. Gene Ontology annotation, biological process: G protein-coupled receptor signaling pathway. Gene Ontology annotation, cellular component: cytoplasm.
AUGAUGUUCGAAUAUCUUGAACAGUAUAGCAACCUCUCUUCCUCGUCGCCCAGAUCAGACGUUGCCGAUAUCUUGGACUCUAUCAUCAAAGCGCCUCCCUUUUCUUUCACCCAGUCGACGCGCAAUGAUCUCAUUCGCGCCAUUUUACAAGACCUAUCAGUUCCGGGUAUGAAAUCCAGACUGGCCUUAAAAGAUGCUGCGCAGGCUCUUUUGGCUGUCAAGACUCUUGGGAAAGAACCCUCAGGUUCCGACUUCUUAUCUUCACCAGCUAAUUUGUCUACACUACUCUCGCUGGCGGCCACCUUCAAAGAUGACCCAGAGGCAUCGAGCGAAGCUUUACGGUGUAUAGCCAAUGCACUUCUCUUGAUCGAACGGGCUCGUUCUACAUUCAUCGAAAAGGCCGUGAGCGGAGGACAAAUAUGUCUUGGAAUGCUUGAGAAAGCAAAUGGUCCUGAUCGGAUUUUUAUUCUAUCUCGCAUUCUAUUCUUGUGUACGGCCUCUAGGACGUCCUAUAUCAAGAGCAUUGUUGAGGAAAAGCACCACGGCCGAACAGUGGUUGAAAUUAUUGCGGCGAAGUUGGACUCCCUGACCGUUGCCAUUCAAAGCGGAACUAAAAUGGCAAGAGAGGCUAUGUCUGAUCUUCUCAAAUUGACUUUCAACCUGUUAUUAUACUACCCCAAGCUAUCAGAGUCGGAGCCGCAAAAUUCCGAUACCCCCAAUGACGGUGAGAACAUUAUGGGCGAUUUUUGGAAUCCAAAACUUGACGGGCUUCUUCCUCCACUUCUGCGAGUCUUCAGCUCCUUGCCGCCAACGUUUCCAUCCCCGCUCACAGCUCCUCUAACGCACGUAAUUCAUUCCCUAAUCACGAUACCCAUUACACCGGCACUCCGCCCUGUCUGGUUUGCCGUCCCUGCAACGCAAUCGUCGCGUGAUACCCUCGUUACUACUCCCAAAGCCUCUUCGACUUCUCAGCGCACGGAAUCAUCCACCCCAAGCAGCCGCAGCGAUUCGCCCACUCGAUAUAGCCCAACGGCGCCGAAGCUUAGCACCCUUGAUCGAGCGCUCUCCGUCCUAGCCGUCGGACGCAAGUCUCUUUCACGAUCUCCAUCGCCCAACUUAUCCGCCACAGCGGAUAUCGUUCAGCGAACCUUUGAUCUUCUCGAAGUUUCUUUCUCCCACUACUUCCCAGGUGAUAUCGACGGUGACGACGUUUCCGUCAGGGAGCGUUGCAAGGAGGAGUCUAUGGAUUCUUUGGAUGACAUUCUUUCACCUCUAAUAGUACUCGUUACCAGGCUUUGCCUAGCCGACGAAACCUGUCGGGUUCGGGUCCGACAAUGGAUAGUUCCUGAUGAUCUCGACCGCUCUUCAGCAUUAGAGUCGAGGCCGGAUUUGUUGGGAAGAUGUUUAAGGUUACUUAGCUCUGUAUAUCAUCCUAGAUUAAAAGACUCUGUCGGAGAGAUGUUGUUUGCCGUGUCUGAUUCUAAUGCCACUACACUUUCUGCCCUCUUUGGAUAUGGAAACGUUGCUGGCUUCCUAUUUCAUAAAGGCGUAAUGAGCGCCCCAGCACAAGAUCCCGGGUCUUCAAAUGCCAGUCUUACUACGUCGUCUGGCACUGCCAUCGAUCCUAUUACGGGCAAAACUGUCGAACUCACGCCAAGUCUUUCUGAUAUGACAGACGAUGAGAAGAUGCACGAAAUGGAGAAACUCUUUGUUUUGUUCGACAGGCUUGAAAAGAGUGGUGCCUUGGCUCCGGCAAACAAUCCUGUUCGAAAGGCUAUGGAAAGGGCUCCGUAA